ACCCUCCCCCACUUCACCAUCCUCGGAAGAGACUUCACUACACAUCAUCUCCCGACUCCCCAAAACAACAAUGCAAUACACAAUAUUCUGACGGACUACAUUCAUCCUGCAAGGUGGGCGGCACACAGGCACAUACAGUGUCACAGGUUAAACACAUUUUAUUUCUCGGUGUUUGACAUAAAAAAAAGCUGAAGGUCGCUUGAAACCGAUGGAGGACUGCAGCUUCCACGGCCAGCUCCUGUCCGUCAUGGAGGUCCUGGCCAAGGCGGCCGUGGCGGAGAUAAACCGGCGUGUGGAUGACAGCUGCGCGGUGCUCCGGCUGGAGGUGAGCCAGAGCCGGCGGGACAUCGACCUGCUGCAGAGGAAGUGUGAGGUGAUGGAGGCAGAGCUGAGGAGGACCAGGAUGAGAGCCCGGAGGAAAGUGUUUUAUCCUCCAGCAGCCGAGAGGUUUUCUCCUUUAGUCAAAGUAGUGUUGCACAAAGAGAGACAGAGCACAGACUGGGACAGACAGAUGGAUGCUGAGGCUCAAAAUCAACCCCAGCAGGGUGCUGCUGAAGCUGAACACAUACUGAUCAAAGAGGAGCGUGCAGAGGAGGACAUGUGGAAGAACGACUCAGAGGACAAACUGAUCUCUGAGCAGCCGCCAUGUUUCGAAGCCUCACAACCCGCGCGGACCGACUCGGCUGAGAACCCAGGCGACCCCGGACAUCUGGCAGACGGGUACAGCGCUUUCCCGGACCAGCAGCUAAACAGAAACCAAAAUGAGGCCGAGCUCGUAGUGAAACACGAGCGAGAGGAAGAGCCCGACGAGAACGCAGCUCCUCUGGAUUCAGCCCACGAGUUUGUGACAGAGGACGGCGACGGUCAGCUGUGGGCAUCCAAUCUGUGCAGAGACGCUGUUGACCCGGGCUUCUCGUACACCGGGCAGCAGUUUGAGCCAGUUCCCCCGGUGUUCCCGUCUCAAAGUGGGCUUCAUUUGGAAGACAUGGUGCCCCAAAUCCACUCAGUGGGGAAGUCACAUUCAGUCGCAGUGAGCGCAGCACGGGUGAAAAGACGAGCCAGAGUGUUUGGAUGUAAGAGACCACAACCAGAGGAAGGACACAAUGCUUUAUCUCAGCUCAACACCAUGGAUCAGUGUUUGAUUCCUCAGCAGCCACAGCAUCAGUACAGAGACUCCGCGCCUCACACGAGGAACCCGAACGAGGAUUCGGCGCCUCCAAACACAGCGGACACCAAUUUCUGCGGGCGCAGCAUCAGCUUCGGCCUGGUGAGGAGGAUGAGGGCGCCCUGGAGGUCCGGCAUCGGCGAGAAGAGGUUCAGCUGCACGUACUGCGACAAGAGCUUCAUGAGGUUCAGUCAGCUCAAAGAGCACCUGAGGAGCCACACCGGGGAGAAACCGUUCAGCUGCCUGCAGUGCGGCAGGAGCUUCACCAAACAGUGCAACCUCAUCCGACACGCGGUGGUCCACAGCGGGGAGAAACCCUACGAGUGCUCGCUGUGCGGGAAGUGCUUCACACAGCGCUCCAGCCUGAAGUCCCAUCAGAAAACGGCGCACUGAGUUUACAGGCUGUUAUUUUAUACACCUGAUUCCAGUUGUUUGGUAACUUUAAGAAACAUUCCCCGAACUGGAGCGAGGAGAUAUAUUGAUAAAAGUGUUUGUUUUUAUUGUUUUUAAUAUAAAAUAAUAUGUGAUAUAAUGUUUGUAUAAUGAAACAGGCGAGUCUGGAAUCAUAAUAUAAUAAUUUAGUUUCAAGUUUAGCUACAAAUCAUGUAUACUUCACUUUUUUUCCUAGUAUUUUUCCUACCGCUCUAGGCAGCCACUAGUUUCCAUUCAUUCCCAUACAGUAUUAAAAAGUUAGUGGACUCUUGAAGUGUUCACUGCACAACAAUAACUUUACACAACAAUGUGUAUACAGAGUUUUAGUGAUGGCUGCUUGAAACUGAAGGAAAAACACAUGGUCAUUAUAUCUUAUCUGUAGGAACCGGAUCAAAACAUGCAAAACCACCGGCGUGUCCCUUUAAAUGCGUAUCAUCCUGUUUCGAAAAGGUUCAGCUGACUGCUGUAGGCGAGUUAUACAAACAACGAAGACUCAACAUCGCUAAUAUUUUUAUGUGUAGAAAUAUCUUUGGAACAAAACCAACUGUCGUAUUGUCGCAUUAUAUUGUGAGAGUGUUUGUUUUACACGUUGUAUUGUUGUGACCUACAAUGAUGCACAUUACUAGACGCAGACAGAAGUAUGACUGAUGCACAAAUUAAAAAUAUCAGAGGUAAA
This is a messenger RNA of Dicentrarchus labrax (European seabass), 2273 nucleotides long. RefSeq lists its product as uncharacterized. Gene Ontology annotation, molecular function: DNA-binding transcription factor activity; RNA polymerase II cis-regulatory region sequence-specific DNA binding. The transcript is spliced from 4 exons. Gene Ontology annotation, biological process: regulation of transcription by RNA polymerase II. Bases 209 to 1558 code for a protein of 449 amino acids. The record is from RefSeq and is a predicted model, not a curated record. Lineage: Eukaryota; Metazoa; Chordata; Actinopteri; Moronidae.